AUGGCUCAAACAACUCGUACGCGAAUCUUACGUAUGCCAAAAAAAGAACAAGAAAUUCAUGUAAUUACAAAUAUAUCGGAUCAAAAUGAUUCUAUGAAUGCUCCACUUAUGUCUCCUUCCUCAAAUUCUACAGAUUCACCAACACCACUCUCCGGUAGUCGCCGACGUCUUGUAGAACCUGACUAUGAAGCACCACUUACAGCAAAACAUCUUCGUCCUAAUUCUCGUUGGUUCAUUGUACGCCAUAAAUUACAUAAUAUACGUGCUAUGGAUGUUGAUGAACGUAAUCAAGGGCAAGGACUUUCGAAUUUUUAUCUAAAUUUACAAAUGAAACGUGAACUAAAACGUGUUCAAGAGGCAAUAAAAAAUAUUGAUAAAGAAGACAAUUUUCAUGUUGUUAGAAGAUUUUCUUUAGCUGAUGGUGGUAAACCUAAAAAAUAUGAUACAAGUCAUGUUAAACCUGACGAUGCACUUAUAUAUGAUCGUCUUGGUGACGAACCAUUAAAAUUACAAAAUUUACUUUUCUAUUAUGAUAACAAAGAAGUAACACCUGGUUCAAUUGAUUGGGAAUUUUUAAAUGAAGUUCUUCAUGUAUUGAAAAUAAAAAGAAAACGAACUGUUCUUGUCCAAAGAUUAGGAAAAUUAGCAUUAGCAUUAGCUAUGGUUUUUUAUAUUAUUAUUGGUUUUAUGUUUUUUCUAUUGAUUAUCAGUUUUAUUACAACAGCAACAAAAAUGAAUGAUCCAGAGGUUCAAUGGGUGGACCCGAUUGUUAAUAAAGGUUCAACAAAUAUAUUUUCAUGA
Molecule: messenger RNA, 801 nt
Organism: Rotaria sp. Silwood1
Lineage: Eukaryota; Metazoa; Rotifera; Eurotatoria; Philodinida; Philodinidae
Source: the annotation of a GenBank genome assembly